This is a messenger RNA of Populus nigra (black poplar), 2425 nucleotides long. RefSeq names its product UV-stimulated scaffold protein A homolog. NCBI's taxonomy places the organism in Eukaryota, Viridiplantae, Streptophyta, Magnoliopsida, Malpighiales, Salicaceae. The record is from RefSeq and is a predicted model, not a curated record. Gene Ontology annotation, biological process: transcription-coupled nucleotide-excision repair; response to UV. The coding region runs from base 205 to 2157 and encodes 650 amino acids. Gene Ontology annotation, molecular function: RNA polymerase II complex binding. The transcript is spliced from 2 exons. Gene Ontology annotation, cellular component: chromosome.
GAAUCUCUGGCAGAACAUGGGGGGAAUAAUGUAAAUUAACUGACAAGACGACACAGGUCUUCAUCAACUACUGACCGACUCAUAUAGACUUGGAGCGAAUUUUGAUCCGAACAAGCAAAGGUACCAAAUGAGGUAGUUAAUGAUUAUAUAAAGUGUAAAAUUUUUCAAAAUUCUGUUUGCCUGAUUACUUCGCUGCGGGGAUUAAUGGAGAUGGAAGAGGAUGCGGGAAAAGUGAGGGCGUUGAUAGAGAAGGCCACCAAUUCAACGGCGGCCCACGUCGACCCCCGCCUCCUCAAAGGCAUCAAAACGGUUGUCCGAUACUCUGACUCGGAGCUCCGACUCGCCGCCCAAAUCCUAAUGGAUUUCAUGAAACGCGACCACUCCCAGGUUAGGUAUUUGACGCUUCUAAUAAUUGAUGAACUAUUUAUGCGAUCAAAGCUAUUUAGAGCUCUAGUUGUUGAGAAUUUAGAUAAGCUAUUAAGUUUAAGCGUGGGAUUUAGAAGAAACCAUCCGCUUCCUGCUCCACCGGCAGUUGCGUCCGUUUUGCGUUUAAAAGCGAUUGAAUUCUUGGAGAAAUGGAAUUCUUCUUUUGGAAUUCAUUACAGACAGAUUAGAUUAGGUUUUGAUUACCUUAAAAACACGCUCCGGUUUCAGUUUCCAAAUGUUCAGGCCAUUGCAGCACGAGUUCAGCAAGAGAGGAGGGAAAGGGAGAUGAGGACGAAAGAGAUCCUAGUUAACAAGUUUGAGGCUUUGAAGGAGAAUUUAUCUUCGUUGAAGGAGGAAAUUCGGGAAACUGUUGAUGAGAUUGGGGAGUGUUUAGAGAUUGUUAAGAAUAAAGAGGAGAAUGUGGUGAUUGGCGCUUUAGAUGACGAGGAUUUUGAAGAGUUUCAUCCUUUGGAGUUGCGUCAGCUCCGGCUUGAUUCGUUGAAAGAGGGGGAGAAGGUCUGCGAGAAUAGUGAGAAUAAAGUGGUUUUCGAUGCAUUGAGGGAGUUGUACAAGCUCUUAGUGACAAAGCAUUUGGUUUCGGUCCAAGAAGGAAUCUCUAUUCUAAUCAGGGUUGAAGUGGAAGAUUUGAGAUUAAGAGAUUCUAUGCUCAAGGAGUUCAUUGACAUCCGAAAUCACCUUCAAUCAAUGAAGAAGAAAUGUGUUGAAUCAGGUUGCGUUCUUCCAGACAUUACAAAGCAUGACAAAGAAGAGGAAGAAGAUUUUUGGGAGGAGGGUAAGGUUGAAUCAACUGGCCUUGGGAAUUUUAGUGAACCCAAUAAGCGAUCUGAAAACUCUUCUGCGCCAUCAACUUCUGGAGAGGUGAAAAAUGAACCUUCUGAAUGCAGUACUGAGAAGUCGAAACGUGACGAGUCUCCGGGUUGUGAAGGUGGUGGAACUGAUUCCAGCUCUCUUCGAAGUAAGCUCAUGGCUGAAGCUCCAGUGAUAGAGUGGGGCUCUUUUUUGGACACCUGGGGUUCAAACAGGGAUGUUUUAGCCAACCACAGGGGCCUUGAGCUUGAAAGUCACUGGGGUAGGGUGGACCAUGAUGCAGUUAUUCCAGCAAAGAAAAUUGCUGAAUUGAACCUUCAGGCAACUCUUUACAAAGAAGACCGAGUUGAAACCCAGCCAUGUCGAGUUCCAUUACGGAAGGGUGGACUCUGUCAGAGAAGAGAUUUGAGAGUUUGCCCCUUUCACGGACCCAUCAUUCCCCGUGACGAUGAAGGAAAUCCUAUCAACCAGGACACUUCAACUAGUGACGUGACUCUUGAUUUAGGGACUGAUUUAGUAGAGCAAUUAGCCAAAGAAGCUGUGAAGAAUGUUUGGGACAGAGGUAAUGAGGAAGCAAGGAAAAGAAAAAUGGACAAACAUUCACAGCAACGAGCUAGGCUUGCAAAGAUACGAGAACAUAAUCAAGCUGUUCUGAGGGAUGCUGCAGUGGCUCCAAAUUCUGGAUCUUCAGUUAUUGGGGACGAUGUCGAGGCAUCGAGGAGGGACAGUUUGUUGGCUAGAAACAAAAUGGAAACUCUCGCGUCAAUGUUGCACAAGAAAGUAACCACCAAAGAUAGGUUGUCUCGGAGACUUUUGAAUACCAGGGCAAGUGAUGCAGUGACAAGGCAGCUUACACUGGGAGAAGAUGCUAAUUAUAGAGAAGCCUUUCCAAAUCAAUGGUAGAAUAUGGAUAUUCCAUUGUUGGAAUGUCGCGCUUUCUUAAAGUACCGAGCAUCUGAAGAUACUUAUGCUGGUAAUGGGCCCCAAUAGUGCCAUCCAUGUUGACGGACAAGCAGUUUCAGACUUUCAGUUGCAUGUUGAAGCAUAAGAAUUUUGCUGUACACAUUGUGUGAUUUUGGAGAAAGACGAGUACUUUUGUAAAAACUUUUGUAAUUACAAGCUUUGAUGGGAAGAUUUUGUAAUGAUAUGUUUUUUAAUCUCUUCGCACAAA